AGGGCUUUGUUUUUGUUAUGCUGGCCGCCAUAGCCUUCUACCGUUCUACCUUAUUCAGCCGGUUUCUUCGCUGAAAUUUUUCUGGCGGAUUUCAAGGAAGAGUUUACCGGAAGACGUUAUCAAGGUGCCACACUUGUUUGAAUAUUUUGAGUUCAGCUGUUAACAGGUAAGUUCACUACCACCUGUACAUGUUUGUUCAACCAAAUGCAAGAAAGAAGUCUGGUUGAUUUUAAUAGAUAAUUUUAGACUAUUUGCUAUUAUGUGAACUAUGUGAAUUAUGUGAUGAGUUAUUUUAUUGCUAGAUUAAGUUAUGUUUAUUAUCUGGCAUAGUCAAGAUUUGUUAGUACUUUUGUUUCCAGAUUUAAUGAUGUUUUUAGUCAAACGUCACCAUAAAAAGAACUAAUACUUAAAGUGAAAGAUUAAGUGAUAUGUACUCGGGAACUAGUUCCCUCAGAUUAGCAGUUUUAGUUUUAGAUAGUCCGAUAUGUUUAGUGGGUCGCUCCCCUGAGCUGUCGGAUUGGCGCCAUUGAGUACAUAUCACGGGCCCACAGUUAAAAUUAGCCACAAAGAGUUUACAGAAAGUUUAAUGAGAUCUCUUUCAGAAAGUUUUACAGAAAGUUGUUUUUGAGAUCUCUUCAGAAAGUUUUACAGAGAUGUUUUGAGAAAGAAAUUUUGAGAUCUCUCUGACAGUUUUGAAAAAUUAUUUUAGAAAAUAUUUUCCUUAUGAGAUCUCCCUCAGAAUGUAUUUGAGAAGUUGUGUGUUAGUUAUUUGUUCAGUACAUGCUUAUAGCCUAAAUUUAUCUAUUGAUAAAUUGGCAUAGACUUCUAUAUAUUUUUGUGGAUCCAUAGUGACUUACUAAGCGUAAAGCUUAUCAGUUUUGUUUCUUCGCAUGUACAGAUACAAAUACCAAGGGUAAGGCCAAGGCCUAGGAAGAUGAUGAGAGAGUGGAACGCGUGCCAAAAUGAGUUAACGGGAACGACCUUGGUGGCUUCUAGCUAGUUAUUAUUUUUAUUUCAGUAUUUCAGUUGUUAUAAUAAAGAGAUUAUUAUUUCUUUAUUUUAUUGUGGAUUUGAGUUUUGAAUAAAUUCCUGGAUCCAGGUGGUUAUCACAUUUCCUGGUGAUAACUAUAUUUUAUUAAGUUUUAUUUGGAGCUGUUUUAGUUACUUUUGAGAUUUUAUCAGGGUUAUUUUCUUAAAUAGACGGCCGUUAGAUUGCAGUUAUUUUUAAAAGUAGUAAGUUAGUGUAACGUUUCCUUUAUCCCUGAGAGGGGCGUUACACAAAGUUCUUAUUAAUUGAUAACGUCUUGUUCAAACGUUCGAAAGCAGGUCCAUAUCAAAGGUGCCUUGCCCCAUCCGAAGCCGUCAAAGUGCUCAAAAGUCUUCACGAAGGGGAGUGUGGCAAUCAUGCAGCAGGAAGGAGCCUUUCCAACAAAGCAUUGAGGUUUGGAUACUACUGGCCAACAAUGAGGCAUGACGCCGUCGCAUAUACCCAAGCUUGUCAACCAUGUCAGAAGCACGCACCCCUACAUCAUCAACAUGCAGAAUCCCUUCAUCCUGUUUUAUCUCCGUGGCCUUUCAUGAAGUGGGGCAUGGACAUUGUAGGAAAGUUGCCUGAAGCACCUGGGCAAAAAGUCUACAUGUUGGCAAUGACUGACUACUUCUCAAAGUGGAUCGAAGCAGAGCCUUUCCGACAAAUCCGCGACACCCAGGUAAUAUCUUUUAUCAAAAGAAAUAUAUUGAGCAGGUUCGGCAUCCCGUCAGAGAUCGUCUGUGACAACGGGUCACAGUUCAUUAGCAUCAAAACCAGACGAUUCUGUGAGAAGUACAACAUCAAACUGGAGAUGUCGACACCACGCUAUCCGCAAUCAAAUGGACAAGCUGAGUCAAGCAACAAGAUCAUCAUCUCAAAUCUAAAGAAACGACUGGAUAAAGCACAAGGAAAGUGGGCUGACGAGUUACCACUCAUAUUAUGGGCAGACCGGACAACACCAAAAAACGCCACAGGACAAACGCCUUUUUCGUUGGUGUACGGUUGCGAAGCCGUCAUUCCAGUCGAAGUCAAAGUGCCAACAUCCAGAUACGGACUUAUCAUGGAGGAAGCAAACAAUGUGGAAUUGGUUCAUGAUCUUGACACUAUCGACGAAUUGAGAGAAAAAGCUAAAGUGCAAAUGGCAGCCUAUCAGCAAAGGAUAGCAAGAAGCUAUAACAAAGAUGUCCGAGUCAAAGUAUUCAAAAAAGGCGAUUGGGUACUCAGAAAAUCCUUUGGCAACGAGGCAAAUUGGAAAUUCAGUCCCAACUGGGAAGGCCCAUACCAGAUCACGGAUGUCGUCGGGCAGGGGGCAUAUCGGAUAACAGGCAUCGACGGUAAACAAGUACCAAGGAGCUGGAAUGCGGUACACUUAAAGCAUUUCCAUUUCUAACAUAAUUAUUUACUUAAGUAUUCGUCUUAUACCUUUUGAAUCUCUUACUAACUUGACCGUCGAAGGGCCAUUGGACUCAAGCCAACGGCCGACAAAGUGUUGGAUUUACAGACUGAAGGGGUCAAACCACGUACCGAAAGACAACAUGAAACCGAGUGAAGGAUGACAACACCAAAUUAAAGGUUAGACGACGACAUCAAUUAGCUACAGCCCAACAACAGUGGGUCAACCGAGAUUGCCUAAUCAGUACCGGUAAACUAGUAAAGAAGCAAAUGAUCAGGACACUAUCAAGGUAUGCAACAACUUACUCAUCCCUCACUGUAGCAUUUUCUUCAUUUGUUCACUUGGACAAGUGCUAAAUUACUUUUGAAACAUUAAGUCAACAUGACAUGAAUUUUACUAAGUAGUUUCACAAAGUUGAAGACUAUUUUUCAAUACAUAUCUCUCGAUUCACAAGUACUGACUUUAGCAUCAGAGGGCCAUUGGCUCUAAGCCAACGGCCAGACCCUUACAACAUGAUUGAUUUCAGGAAAAUGACAACAUAUACUUAGCAACAACACCGGUGGCUGAAGUCUUCAAUCAGCUCAUCCAAAGUUACUAACACACGCUCCCUGACCACAUCAGUAAGGGGUGACAAGGACUGUAUAGGCUCAUCGUAUGAGGAAUGCAAAUGGCAAACCUAUGCACCUUGAAUGUUUUGGCCAAAACAACAGACAGAUCAUACAUCACAAACACUGACAACUUCAAAGUCAGACAAACACAAAGUAACAACAGUACACGUACAAACGACAUCAUCAUGUGGAACAACAACCACAUUCAAAACUACAAAAGUACGCAACAGAAGCGUGACGACAUUAGCUCCAAAAUAUGAGGAGACACUACAAACGACAUAUCACAAUAUUGAUAAAAUUACGAAUGAAACGUUAUUCAAAGUUUUUGCAGGUUAUGGACUAUGUUCACGCCACACAACUCAUCAUCUUUAACGACGGAUGAUGUCCCCUUUGCCAACUGAGGUGUCGACACCGACAUGAUACUGUCACAAAUUUCUGUCAUCUAAUCGUCAGUACAAUGCGGAGGGAGAAUAACAAAAUUCCAGUUUUCAGACUUCACUGUUUCAAGGAUCCAAUCAGAGGUUACUCAAAAAGAAAAAUAUGGAAGCAUUCAGUUAGACAAGUUGAUCAAUAUGUGAUGAUGCAAUGAACCAAGAUGCAAAGUGUACUUUCAAAUUUUCGACAAGUUGUUGCUGAACAAGUCGAGAGACGUGUGCAUUAUUCGCCCCAACUUCUCGAAAAGGGGGCAAUUGUUGGGCCCAAGAAUUUUAAUUCACGAUUGGGCCGCCGAUUAAUAUAAGUGUGUUGGAGCCAGGAUUCGACUGACUGAUGGGCCAUGGACUGGUGUGGAUAGUAAAGGAUGAGCCCUAUGGCUCCAAUAAUGGAAUUAGCUAGAUAGCCAUGAAAGCAGAUUUGAACUUGGGGAACCGUUCCCUAUUUCUUUGGCUGAACGGAUGCAAAUGAGGUUGGCAUAAUAAUUGUCAUAAAUAGGGAGAAUUACUAGCUAUCCAUGUAACGCAUGAUUAGUUAGAAAACAAAUACUACAUAUAGCAUAUGCAGACUAUUCUUCAAAGAGGCAUUUUUUUUUCAUUCUAGCCCACCAUUGAAAGGCACGAUCAAUCUAGAAAAAAGCACAUUAUACAUACUACGCAGGUCACAAAGAAAAUUCCAUAUCUUGUACUCAAAGAUCUCGGCUAAAAAGCCUAAUAAUAUACUAUUUUUUUCUAGCAA
Molecule: messenger RNA, 4201 nt
Organism: Cuscuta epithymum
Lineage: Eukaryota; Viridiplantae; Streptophyta; Magnoliopsida; Solanales; Convolvulaceae
Source: the annotation of a GenBank genome assembly